AAGCGCCCUGACGUCGGUGAAACGUAUUGACACUAUCCGCCAAUGGACCGUGUAGCAGUGGCCUCUGGCGGUUUGUCUCCAAACUGCAGGGUCUCUUCUGAACCGUGUUGCUUCAUCACCAAAAUGGCGACCGAGCCGUCUGCAAUUCGUCUGCUCCUGACGAAUCCGUCGUCGGUUUUUCUCGACUGCUCGGAGAUACUGCUGCGAUAUGCCGAAAACAUUAUACGAAAUCCUAAGGAGCCAAAGUUCCGCACCAUCCGGCUAGAGAACCAGGUGGUUCGGUCAAGACUAGUCCCAGUUCCGGGUGCUCUGGACUGCCUGAAAGCCAUGGGGUUUACUCAGAAAGAAGAAAGGUUAGUUCUUCUUCCAGAUACACCUCUGGACAACGUGAUAAAAAUCCGAGACCAGAUCACAGUAGAAAGGCUGAAGCAACUUAGUCUGGCACCACAGAACACUCAGGCGGCUGGUGCGUCUACUCAAGCCACGUCUCAACCUGAGGGAGCCGCAAGAGAGCCUGCACCUAGUCUUGUCACUUCAAUGGCUUCCACACCUGUACAGAGCACCUCACAAAGUCAAGCAGUACAGCCAAGCAGCAACUUACUGGCCUCUGAGAGACAGUUCUAUGCCCGUCUGGAGUCCAGUUUUCAGCAUGUUCUACUUUAUGAAGAUCCCGUGCUACAAGCCCAGGCUCGCAGCCUCAUCCCUGAAGAACAGCUCAGAGAGAAGGCCCUGGAGAAACUCAAGGUUCUAGAAGAGCUGGAGAAAGAAGAGACCAAAACUGAGAACAGCCCGCCCCCUCUCACCCUGGAAGACCUCAUCCUUCCCGAGCUGCGCCGAUGGUUCAAGAAGGAUUUCUUUAAGUGGGUGGACAAGGCGCCGUGCGAGCGUUGCGGGGGGAAGACGAUGGCUGCUGGAAUGGCCGCCCCCACCCCCUCCGAGGAGAGGUGGCAGGCUGGGAGGGUGGAGCUGUAUCACUGCACAGCCUGUGGGACAACAACACGCUUUCCUAGGUAUAACCACCCAGGCAAACUGCUGGAGACCCGGCGUGGUCGGUGUGGGGAGUGGGCCAACUGUUUCACACUACUGUGCCGUGCCCUGGGGUAUGAGGCCAGACAUGUGGUUGACUGGACUGACCACGUUUGGACGGAGUGCUUCUCAAAUUCACAACAACGCUGGCUUCAUGCCGAUCCGUGUGAGAACGUUAGCGACAAACCGCUCAUGUACGAAGCAGGCUGGAGCAAGAAGUUGAGUUACGUUGUCGCCUUUUCUAAUCAGGAGAUCCGUGACGUGACUUGGAGGUAUUCCUGUCGUCACCAAGAGGUCUGUGCCAGGAGGAAGGAGUGUAGAGAAAGCUGGCUCAGGGAAACUGUCAACAGGAUGAACGAAAAGCGCCAGGCAGGCCUGCCCCAGGAGAGGAGAGAUGAGCUGGUGAGGAGGUUCCUGGUGGAGCUGGUGGAGUUUAUAUCACCACGGAAACCAGGGGAGAAGGAGAUGGGAGGGAGAACCACCGGAUCAGUGGCCUGGAGGCUGGCUAGGGGGGAACUGGGAACUCAGAAGGACAAAACAAAGGCUGAGCCAUACGUGUUCAGACUGAGUGACCAGGAGAAGAAAGGGCGACUGCUCCAUCUGGUUUACUGCACAGCUAACGACAAGUACACCAGGCUGUACAACAGUGCAGACAUGCAGCAGGGCUGGCAGAGCUGGGCUCACACGGUACAGGGUGUCUUCAGGAAGGAGGAACAUGACUGGAACAUGUGCUAUCUUGCCAGGACAGAGGGCGCUACUACAGGUUCUGUGAGUUGGAAGUUUGACCUGAGUGAUUCAGGGCUGUGUGUACAAGAGAUAAAGGUCGUCACACGGUGUCAGACAUUUGAGAACGGCUCUGUUUCCUGGCGGCUCUGCUCUGGGGACAAGUGUGUUCUCUUGAACGGAGAUGCAGCAGGCACAACGACCAAAGAUCUGGAGGGCGUGAUGAGUUUCACCCUGACGGCUGAACUCCGAGGCGGACGGGGGGACAACGCCUGGCAACACGCUCAGCUGUUCAGACAGGCGCUGGACAAAACCGAAGAGUUCCCACUCGACUUACACGUCCGACUCAAACCUGUAUAGCCUUUAGUUUGUUUGUUUGUUUGUUUCAAGCCUUUGUUACUUCAAGAAAUACCAGUAGUCAAAGCUUUUCAUUGAGGGAGGAGGCUAAAGCCAGACAGUGUAUAACAACAUAGGGGUUACAUGCGUCGAUGAAGGUUAGACAUCCAGGUAAUAAGAUAUGCCAAAAAGCAGCUACUCCAGCAACUGGAUAUGAUUUUGGAAAUGGUCAGACAUUUCAGCUAGUAUCCACUAGCUUUCGUCAGUGACUGAGAGACCAGAGGAGAAAUGCAGGUUUAUAAAGUUGACAGGGGUUACAUGAUGUACGUGUAAGUCCUAACACAUGCACACUAAAAUAGCCAUUUGGCUACCAUUUUUCUACAGGGUUACAGGUUUAGGCAGGACAAAACUUAGACAUUCUUUGAAUCUUGAUAUGUUCACAGUGAUUUCAUUUUCAGGUUUCGCGGCAACCUCUCCACCACAAAUUUGUGACGCCGCGAAUAUUGGCAUGUGUUCCAGCAUACAUGUAAUACUACUGUACUACAGAAUUGCUUCAACUGCAAACUUGAAACACAAUGAAACCCUUCUUUUCCCUUUGAUCGGGAAAUGAAGUCCCAAACUCAACCAGGAUAUACAGGGUGAUGGAGAAGAAAGUAUUAGUCUUUUAAAAGAUUAUUGUUACCAACUUGAAAUCAUCACUAUAGCAGCAAGUUUCCCAUAAAGUUUGACUAAUAUUUCUUCCAUUAAUGCCCAAAUGACAUUCCUGGUCACUUGUUACUGUGUAACAGGGCAUUAUUCAAUCUGGUACAAUUUUCGAUGGUAUUGAGGGGAAAAUAGUCUGAGUAAAAAUAACAUUUUAGACAUGUUUGAUUUGUGUGGGUGACACUAUAGAUAGAAAUGAAUACUAAGAAUUAGAAUUACUGUAAAAUGUGCAAUAUGAAUGACAGUUUCAUGUUUAAGAUUUUCACAGUCAGAACUCUUUAAAACUACAACUCUUGUAUGUAUUUACCGGUAAUCACGCAAAAAUGACAAUUACACAUACAAAUGCCAACGCUAUGCAAUAUAUUUAUUUCAGCUGAUAUGUAGCGAACAAAGCCACAUGCUAUACUAUCACUACAUCACUAUUAUCUCUAUCCCUACAUCUGUUUAACUUGAAGUUAAUAUACAUCAAUGCAUGUACAAAUGUACAUGAAUUUAUAACAGCAACACCAGCACCAAAGCUGAAAAAUAUUAGACCGUACAUUACCUACUUAUGAUGAUUCCAUGAUUAUCUAAACUACGCUUAUUUCAUCUCUAUUAUUCCUAUUUACAGCAUACUGACUCUUGUCCUGAUUUCUUAUCACUAUAGUAGUAUAAACACAUAACCCAGUAACUACAUAUCUAUCUAAUAACCAUGCUUCACUUGAGGGAGAAGUUAUAAUUCCCUACUUACUUUACAGCUGCAUAAAAAGGCUGUUUCAUUGUCCGGAUACCAAUUACACUUAUGACACUUCUGCAUAUGAUUUUUAUCUAUUUUACUAGAACAGCACACAUCACUCUUAUCUACAAUAUACAGUAUUAUGUGCAAGUACAUAUUGUAGUUAAAAUACCUUGCAAUCAUGAACAUAAACAACAUAGAUACAUUUUUAAAUAAUAUGUAAAUGAUACAAACAGUCAAAAGAUUUGUUAGAGAGCAUCACCACUACUUAUGCCUAUAAUAUAAGCUGCAAUAGUGAGAAUAUUUGCAGGCAAAUGUAGAUAGGAACUGUUACCUUUGAAAAAUGCUUCUGUCCUAUGCUUGAAGAAUAUUCUAAGAUUCUAGAAUAUACCAAAUACAACUCAAAAUUCUCGACAGAUGGUCCAGAGGUUAUGUUUUUGCAUACAACUCUAUUAUAUAUUCUUGAAUAGCUAAUUACAUGUAUCACUAAUGUUCCCCCCACUAUAGGCAAUGUCAGCUGCACAGUGUACUGUAUUUGCUACAGUGUACUGUAUUCGCUACAGAAAUUUGCUUCAGUGUUUUUGCUACAAUGUACUGCUGUAUUUGCUACAGGAUGCUGUAUUUGCUACAGUAUACUUUUAGAAACAAUGAGCAAUGAAAGCACAAAUAUAUACACCAUGCAUCUCUGAACUAACCCUGGUUGAGCAUGAAAGUGACAAUGAACGUCACACUUUUUUACACCACUACCACCAGUAGAGACAAAGCCACUUAGCUACAGUUCACACCACAGUAUACUAGCCAGGGUACCAUCCUUUGUAGUCUCUCUUCUUGCUUGCUACCAAGACUGUGUCACUUGUAACUACUUAUAGCCUCUACCAGGCUUUGGGAAGCAGCUGAAAAAACUAGAAACUGGGCAAGUAGUAAUAGAUGAUAUGCCAGGGGAGUUGGUCUGCUAAAGAGUACAGUU
Branchiostoma belcheri (Belcher's lancelet) is the source of this 4469-nucleotide messenger RNA. Its product is annotated as peptide-N(4)-(N-acetyl-beta-glucosaminyl)asparagine amidase-like. The transcript has 12 exons. Bases 43 to 2109 code for a protein of 688 amino acids. Lineage: Eukaryota; Metazoa; Chordata; Leptocardii; Amphioxiformes; Branchiostomatidae. Gene Ontology annotation, molecular function: peptide-N4-(N-acetyl-beta-glucosaminyl)asparagine amidase activity. Gene Ontology annotation, cellular component: cytoplasm; nucleus; cytosol. The record is from RefSeq and is a predicted model, not a curated record. Gene Ontology annotation, biological process: protein deglycosylation; glycoprotein catabolic process; protein quality control for misfolded or incompletely synthesized proteins.